CAACCCGCGGAAGCGGCGCACCCGCCGCCUGGGAACCGCUGUAAGCGUGCGGAUCGCAGCUCGGGCGUCGGCGGUCGGCCCCUGCUUCAGGUAACCGCGCCUCCCGCCCCCUCGCCGCCACCCUAUAUGUGGCCCGCUGCGGCCGCCGGGCCAUGGAGCGCGCCCGCCGUCCUGCGCGAUGGAGCUGGCUGAGCGGUUCCUGUUGGACGCGCUCGCCUACCUGGAGUGCGCCCUCGGCUUCCUAUGCUUCGCGCUGCUCACGCUGUUCGGCUCGCCCUACGGGCGCUACGCGACGCAGCCCUCCGCCUGGCAGCUGACGGCGCCCACCGCCUGGGCCGUACAGGAGCUGCCCUCGCUGGCUGUGCCGCUCAUCGUGUGCGUCGCCACGGCUGCCGAGCGCCUCCGCCGCUGGCCCAACCGCAUCCUCCUAGCCAUGUUUAUCGUCCACUACAUACAACGGUCCUUGAUUUUCCCGUUUCUGAUCCGAGGAGGAAAGCCGACACCAUUGUACUCGUGUGUGCUGGCGUUCGUGUUCUGUACCUAUAACGGCUACUUGCAAAGCAGAUACUUAAGCCAAUAUGCAGUGUAUGCUGAUGACUGGGUCACUGACCCCCGAUUCCUAACAGGUUUUGUCUUGUGGUUAGGAGGCAUGCUGAUAAACAUCCACUCAGAUUACAUCCUAAGGAAUCUCAGGAAGCCAGGGGAGACUGGCUACAAAAUACCGAGGGGAGGCUUGUUUGAAUAUGUGAGUGCAGCCAACUACUUCGGAGAAGUCAUGGAGUGGUGUGGCUAUGGCCUGGCCAGCUGGUCUGUCCAAGGGGGGGCCUUCGCACUCUUCACCUUCUGCGUCUUGCUCUCCAGAGCACUGCAGCAUCACCGGUGGUAUCUUGCGAAGUUUGAAGAUUAUCCGAAGUCCAGAAAAACUAUAAUUCCAUUUUUGUUUUAAGUCCAUUGUCAAUGGAAUUAUCUUCGACUUGAAGUUUUUAGAUGUUUCUAUGGGGAUUACACAAAUGCAUUAUUUCUCAGUAGUUUUUAUCUUUUUCAAGAUUUGCUCUAGGAAUUGUUUUCCUAGUACAUUUGCAAGCUACCUAAUAACAAGCUAAUCAAAUGAAAUGUAGGUUAAAGUGUCGCACUGUGUUGCAGGGUAGGACUGUGGAACUCUGGGUAAUUACCACUCUCCAUCUCUCUGAUUUCGGGCUUACCUUUUUGGGUUCUACACAGCGAAGCGUGCACAAGACCAGAAGGUGCCCGCUGUCCUCAAUGGCCUCUAUGGACCGGAACCUUCCACUACCCCUUGGACAACCCCCUACAACUGGUUCAAGGUCAAGGGCGAUGACCCCUCCCCCCAUAGAGGUGUGAUCUACCUUCAAGGACCCUCUCGUCCUGCUGAGUCAGAGAGGCCUGGGGUGCCCACGGUGCAGUCACAGACUCAGGGAAAGUCAUGAGUUCUCCCUGUUGGGUCCUGUGUAGGCGGAGAGCACGGGAAGAGAGAGGACACGCGGUGGCCCAGGUGAGGCCUGGCUCAUCAGGUGACUGCACUCAUCAUCAGGUGGGGCGGCCCCCACCCCGGCCCCUAGUCUCCGGUCACUCCGUCAGUCUCCAGUCUUCUCUGGUCCGAGGUGCUUUUCCUCCCCCCCCCCCCCCCCCCCCCCGUAUUUCCCUUCUGAGCAGAACUAGAAUGUCUUAAGGCGUUGUGUUAAGUGCUUCUCAAUGUUGCAGAACCGUAUGUUGAAGCAGAAUGUCUUCCAUGCACGGAAGGGUCCGCGGCGAUAACCGGCACUAACAACCCCACCGCUCGCUGCCAGGUGUCUCAGAGCACACCAGGCGGCGAGAGGAUCUGCGGGCACCGCGGCCUGGGACAGAGCAGCCCCAGCCGCCGCCCCUUGCGCGGGGGGCGGCGACCAGAGGAGAAGUGGAAACGCGAGGCGGCGCUCGCUUCCGCCCAGAGCCCCCCCAGAGCAGCCUCACGCUGCUUCCUGGGGGCUCACGCCGCGCCCCCGCCCGCGCCACGGGGCUCGCCUCCCACGCGGGGCUCCUCCCUCCCGAGUUUUCACGCAGACACUGUAUCCUCAGUGGGCUGUGAGAAUCACACAGAAAGCUUCCUGAUGCGGCUGCGCGUCGUUUUCGCUCAAAACGCUCAUCACCAGGAACUUUUGUUAUUAAAUGAACUUCGGCCCUUUUUGUGACCCCAUGACCAUUUGAAACCAUAGAGCAAUAGACAUUUCGCAUCUCCUCAGGGAAACUCGAAGCCCGGGCCAGCCUUGCCUGAUGUGGGCCCCGCGCUCAGAGGGCGCGCCCGGGCGGAGGGAUGGAGCCACCGAGAAGCGCCCCGGGCUGUGACUCCCGACAGGGCCGCUCUGUGGCUGGAGGGGCGCCUGUACCCAAAAGUCUGAUGCUUGGCCCUGCUUUCCCAGCAUGCACUGGAUGGUGGAUGAUUGACACGGGAAGAAAUCCCGUUUGGGCCUGUCACUCUGCCCUCCGUUUCCUUAUAACUUAGUAAGCUGUCAUUGUACAAUUAGCCAUUGUACUAAUUACACUAAUUAAGGAGAUUAAUAAAGUUACUGUCACAAGUCCAA
Messenger RNA from Hipposideros armiger (great roundleaf bat), 2576 nucleotides. It is a transcript of the gene SRD5A1, whose product is annotated as steroid 5 alpha-reductase 1. Gene Ontology annotation, molecular function: 3-oxo-5-alpha-steroid 4-dehydrogenase activity. The transcript is spliced from 5 exons. Gene Ontology annotation, cellular component: membrane. NCBI's taxonomy places the organism in Eukaryota, Metazoa, Chordata, Mammalia, Chiroptera, Hipposideridae. The record is from RefSeq and is a predicted model, not a curated record. The coding region runs from base 179 to 946 and encodes 255 amino acids. Gene Ontology annotation, biological process: steroid biosynthetic process.